ACCGGAAAAUGGACUGGUCCAUAGCUGCCUCCAUGGGUUUGCUUCAAUGGUUGCUUCACACUCGUUCUUACUUCCCGUUAUUUUUUUAAGCAUAGGUUUCGCUGUCUAUUCUGAGAGUUAAAUCUUUAUUAUGGUUUGACGGGUUUUAUAUUUUUAAUAAUUAAUGGCAGUGUGGUGGAGAAGCCAGGCAUCCCAUAUGUUUCAUUUGUCCAUCAUCUCCAGAUUGUUUGAGGAAACUUGUGCCACCACGUCGGAACAGGGAAGGGAGACCGUGAGCAUACAUGGAGCUAUUUCUCACCAUUGUGGUCCUUCUGUCCUGUCCAUGGAUCAUUGUCCUGUGCUCAGCUGACCCCAAGCAGACAAGAUGGCCUUUAUAUUCAAGAAAGCCUCUUAUUCUUGUCUGGAAUGCUCCCACAGAGGACUGUACCCCCCGCCACCGUGUAACUCUAUCUUUGGAUCAGUUUUAUAUUGUUGCAUCUCCCAAUGAAGGUUUUGUUCGACAAAACCUCACCAUUUUUUACAAGGAGCGUCUUGGUUUGUAUCCCUACUAUGAGCGAGGACGGACCGCAGUCAAUGGCGGGCUCCCACAAUUGGCCAGCCUCACUCAGCAUUAUGAAAAGAUGCCUGAGGGGGUACAGAAGUACAUACGUGAGGCUGAGGCCAAAGGGCUCGCUGUCAUUGACUGGGAAGAAUGGCGGCCUCUUUGGAUCAGAAACUGGGACAUCAAAGAUGUCUAUCGAAAUAAGUCCAGAGAACAGGUCGCACUGAAAAAUCCAACAUGGAGCCCUGAACAAGUAGCCAAAGUGGCUCAACAAGAGUUUGAACUGUCAGCUCGUAAAUUCAUGCUUGAGACUCUAAAAUAUGCCAAAAACCUGAGACCCAAUCAACUCUGGGGCUUCUAUUUGUUUCCAGACUGUUACAACCAUGAUUAUAGGAGUGGUCUGGAGAACUACACAGGGACCUGUCCUGAACUGGAAGUGACCCGCAAUGACCAGCUCAACUGGCUAUGGAUUGAAUGCACUGCACUUUACCCCUCCAUUUACAUGGGCUCUACCCUGCGUUCAACCAAAUACGGGCGACUCUUUGUGCGAAACCGAGUGAAGGAGGCGAUGCGUGUGGCGUCUGUUGGAAAGGGUUUAACACGGCCAGUUUUUGUUUACACCAGGCCCACGUACAUCAAUCAGACGACCCCUCUCUCUGAGAUGGAUCUGGUCUCCACUAUUGGGGAAAGUGUGGCUCUGGGAGCAGCGGGUGUUAUAUUCUGGGGAGACACAUCUUAUGCCAGUAGCGCUGCCAGCUGCUCUAGUCUAAAUAAGUAUCUCAUGGGCUCAUUAGGGCAUUACCUUCUGAAUGUGUCUACAGCAGCAGAACUAUGCAGCGAGAGCCUGUGUAAAUCCCGAGGUCGCUGCCUUCGUAAAGAGCCUGAUCAAGACGUGUAUCUACAUCUCAGCCCCUCCAGCUACAGCAUCGUCAGUGUGAGCGGCCAGUUAAAGGUGAACAAAGCCUCAGGAGAGACUGAGCUGACACACUUCCGUAAACAUUUCCAGUGCCAGUGCUACACCGGGUACAGGGGUGAGGGCUGCACUCAGAGGGAGGGAAGACGGAAUAAAGCCCCCUCUGUGAUGGGGGGCUGGCACCUCUGCUUCAUGCUCCCUCUAGGGCUCCUUGCUCUACUGCACUGAGCAUGCUCAGAAAGACUAACCAUGGAUGUACAACUAUAUAUUGGGGAAAACAAAGGUUUGGUCACAAAAUAUGGCUGGGCCAGUUUAAAUAUUAGUGAUCUCAAAAAUUAUGUUGUUUUUUUUUUUUAAGAAAGCUACGUCUGAGUGUCUCGGGAAGUUGGCAAGUUAAUAAUACCAAAGCAUUUUUAUCCCUUUUUCCUCAUUGUUUUAUGAAAAAUAUUAAUAUCAGUUUGUCAUCAAGCCUAGUCAGGUUGUUUACAUUACCAUAAUUUUUAUAUGCUUCAUUGUAUUGGCUAAAUCCCUGGCAAUGGCACUGUUUACAUAAAUUGCUUAUAAAUAAUGUUAUGCUGGUGAUAUUUUAAUAAUGUCAUACACUAUUAUAAUGAUAUCCUUUUAUUCUUUUUUAACUGGUUACUGGUAACAAAUUCUGCAGUUUGCCAUCUCUGUACUUUUCAUUUGCAAAAAAGGAUUGAAGUCAUCUCAGUAUUGUACUACUUGUCCUACAAAUGUUUUUUUUUUGUUUUUUGUUUUUUUUAAGUAUUUUUCAGAUAAUCUGCACUUAAGUACUUGAUUUGGCUGGAGCUUUUCUUGUGAUUAAAGCCUUGUAUUUUAGUACUAUUCUUUCUCACUGUGAAUCUGUAGAGGGGUAUUUGAAGAACUCAAAACUCUUUUGCAGCAAAAAAAAAUUCACCAAAUUGGCCAUAUAAAAUAAUAAUACAUGUGUACUUUAUCAGGACAAUUUCCAUUAGGUAUAGUUAUUGGUUUAUAUGUUGUUUAUAGUAUGACUUGAAAUUUAGGAUUUUUUUGGUUUCUUCUAAAGUUAUGCUGAACAGAUUUCAUUAUCUUAUCACAAUUCAUUGUAGGAAGAUAAUCCGCUUUCAUUUAUUCUCAAAAUCUGUAUGAAAUAAGUUACUUUACAAUAAGUACUGUAAUUAUUUAAUACUGUUAACUCCUUUAGGCCUACAUUUACUUGAGUACCUUACAUUUACAAUUUAAGAGCAUGGUAACUCGGGUUAACAUUGGGAGGUGUUAGCAAAAUGUGAGUAGUUCUUCCAACAGUAACAGCUGAUAGUUUUCUAUGUGGGGCAAGCUCUAUGGUUUGCUUUAUUUUCCUCUAAAGUUUCUGUUGCAACGGUUUUGUGUUGUACAUAUUUUGUAUGGAACUCAUUUGACUUUUUUAUCCUAAUAAAACAAUGCCAAACAUGCUUGUUAAAUAUGCCUAUCUUAAUGUUUUACAAACAUUUUUCAAAAUAAAUAAAAUAUAUCAAUUGAUAUC
This is a messenger RNA of Periophthalmus magnuspinnatus, 2958 nucleotides long. It is a transcript of the gene hyal2b, whose product is annotated as hyaluronidase 2b. Gene Ontology annotation, biological process: hyaluronan catabolic process; carbohydrate metabolic process. Gene Ontology annotation, molecular function: hyalurononglucosaminidase activity; hyaluronoglucuronidase activity. Lineage: Eukaryota; Metazoa; Chordata; Actinopteri; Gobiiformes; Gobiidae. Bases 282 to 1682 code for a protein of 466 amino acids. The transcript has 4 exons. The record is from RefSeq and is a predicted model, not a curated record.